AUGCGUAAUGCAUUAGUUGUGGAAGAAGAUUAUUUUGUUGCUCCUACAAAUCAAGUCUAAUAAAAAUUAUAAUAUUAAUUUAGUAGAAGUAGUUAUUCAUCAAACAUAAUUAUAUUUUAUGAAAAUCACUUAUUCAAUUUUAAGACUAUAAAAUGAGUCUUCUCAACAAAAUAUUACCAAUGUGUAAAGCUUAUGCAUACGUGGAACCAAUAAUCAUCAAUAAUACUAUUGACUAUUUAAAAUAUGGUGCUACAGGUGAACUAUUAUGUCAAAAUAUCAGAAAUGAAUGGUUAUAUAGCAAUGUAACUAGUAGAGAUGAAAGUGUAUUUCAAUUUUGUAAUAACCAGGAUAAAUACAACAAUGAUAUUUUAAGUCUUAAAGAUCCAUUUAUGAAUGCUAAACAAUUUUGCAAUAAUCAACUACCAUUCAGUUUUGCUGAUUCUCGAAGUAUCUGUGAACAUCCAGAUUCAAAAGAUUCCGGCGUUGGAGAUAGAAAAUCAUUUAGCCCUAAGAACUUUACAAGAUUAAAGUAUUUUGCAUUUUGUAUACCAGAAGAAAGUCAACAAUUUUUCUAUCACUGGCAAAGGCAACGCAAAAUUUGGUGGAGAAAAUUCUCGGCCAAUCCUGGUAGAUUUUCAUUGACAGAAAUAUCAACCGAUGAUAAUGGCCAAGAGACCACAGAAAUUCGUGCUGAAUUUGAAUGGGGCCAAGAGACAAUUGAAACUAUACGUAACGUAAAUACUAAAAUGUUUGAUAAUCUUGAGCCAGCAGAACAAGAAAUGUUUUUAUCGAGGGUAGGAAAAAGAAAAGUCUUGCCUCACGUUGUGGAAAGUGAAACUAGUCUCGAAAAAGCGUGUAUGGUGUUUCUGUGUGAUGGAUAUGCGGAAUUGCCUUAUCAUAAUGAUUUCAGGGAAGUGUUCCGGUUUCAUCGUAAAUUGGCUCCGUAUAAAAUAACAUUUGCAGCUCCGCUAUUAAAUGCCAAAAAAGCAGACGAACUGAGGCAACUCUCCAUAUACUUAGGACUAAAUUUAAAAAAGUCUGGAGUAUCAACCUUAAUAACUCCAAAUAUAGCAAAAAAAUCUCUCGAAUCGCAAUUCACGGAUUCAGACUGCCUUGGUAUACCUUAUAUAGCUGUACUCAAUGAGUCUACUUUAGAAGAUGGUAUUGUAGGACUUCGUAGUAUUGAAACUACUCUUGAGGAAAAAAUCCAUGUGGCCAAAUUGACUUCUUACGUUGAACUUCUCAUAAAGAAUUAUUGAUUAUGUCAUUACUUCACUAUAAAAUGUAAAUUAAUUAUUUGAAUUUGAAUUUGUUAAAUAAAAUAUAUUUAUGUAACAUACAUGAUUUUAUUGAUGUUAUAAUGGAACAAAAUAUUAAUCUACUAAAUACACAUAUUCAUUUGUAAUUGCAUAACAAAUUUUAAUUAAAAGAUUUUUCUUAUACUCAAGUGACAUAAUUUUAAUUUUACAAAAAAAUAUAUAAUAUACUUCAAUA
This is a messenger RNA of Rhopalosiphum maidis (corn leaf aphid), 1494 nucleotides long. It is a transcript of the gene DNApol-gamma35, whose product is annotated as DNA polymerase subunit gamma-2, mitochondrial. The record is from RefSeq and is a predicted model, not a curated record. Gene Ontology annotation, cellular component: mitochondrion; cytoplasm. Gene Ontology annotation, biological process: mitochondrial DNA replication. The transcript is spliced from 7 exons. Bases 153 to 1259 code for a protein of 368 amino acids. Lineage: Eukaryota; Metazoa; Arthropoda; Insecta; Hemiptera; Aphididae.